ACCAUCGCGCAGGCGCACACCAGAGACAACCGCGCGUGCUUCUUGUGGCGCGAGUUACCAGGCGACAUUCCGGCGCUGGGCAUGCUGGGACUUGUAGUUUGCGUAGAAGGGAAAAAAAAUCGCUUGAACUACAGCACUUCCCGAGGUCGUGAGUCACUGUUUCGGCGUCAGUCAGGAGGUUCGGUUUCUUGUGCUGCCGGUUGCCUCGCGGUUCAGAAAGCGCUGGUUUGCUGGUCGAGUGAGUCUGGGGUCAUUCCUCCGGAGUUAGGUUAGUGAGACUUUAAUAGGAACCCAAGGGAAUGAUUUCCAGCGCGCUCCUGGGGUGUUCUAGUAUUCGAGGAAUUCUAGGAGAGCCGGAGGCAUGCACCUCAUUAAAGACGUUUUACUUUGUGGAAAGCUUGAGUGGCUGACUUUUUACUUCAGAAGUGUCUUCCCUGGUUUCCCUGAGGUAGACCGAAAAACAGCCAGCAAGCGACUGUCUUGACCUGAAGCUUCGAAAUACAGUCAUAACUUGCUCAAUGAAGGGGAUAUGUUGAGAAAUGUGUAGAGUAGGUAAUUAACUUGUUGACGAGCCUCAUACCACACCAGGAAAGACACGACGGUGGUCAUAUGUUCUUUUCGGCGAAAACUUCCUUCUAUAGUGCAUGACUACUUGUUUAUGAAGUCUUUGACAAUUCUGGAUGCAUCAUCCCAUUUCCCUGGGGAGGUACAGCUGCCACUAUCUUCAGCGCUAUCCAGUCAAAGAUCAUGGAGAGCCGGACGGUGGUGGCAUACGCCUUUUAUGCCAGCACUCGGAAGGCAGGAGCAGGCAGAUGUCUGUGAGUUCGAGGCUAGGCUGGUCUACAACGCGAGUUCGAGGCCAGCCAGGAUUCUUACACAGAGACACCCUGUCUCAAAAACAAACAAACAAAGAUCCUGGAGACUACCCUUGUAGUUACACAAAUCGGGCUUGUUACCACGAAGAACAGCAAAGCAUAACUAUCCGAAAGAAAGCUGUUUGGACUUCUCAGAAGCCAAAUUAUGGACUCUACAAAAGUACUGAGAAGUCUGGAAGUAGUCUACUGGACUGUUUACUCUGGACCACUCUUUAUGUCUCGCAUCUCUGCAGUUCUUCAGCUGCUGAACGCCCCUUACCUGAGUUGCGAACCAUCCCGUGGUGCAGGCACAACAGGUGGAGGCCGCAGUGGGAUCAGGAACUAGGGAUCCCUGAGAGUUCACCCUCGGGAAUGGUGAGGGAAAAACUCUCUCUUUUAACUAAUUCCUCCAUUCAAGAAUUCCUAAUUGUCUUACCAAAUCUGCCUACAAUGAUGAUCCAGAAGACAGUGAAGUGUGAAGCUGGCUGCUGCUCCACAGAACAGUAGAAGCUGCAGUGGGUUUCAAGAUGGCUACCUAGUUUGGGAACAGCCCAAGAAGGGAUCCAGGGAGAGCCCACAACCCACCAGGAGAAAAGAAGCCAAAGAGACAGCCGUCUACCUGGGGGAACACGUGAAAGCUGCUAGCACCUGCAGCAUUUGGAGCCCAAAUGCCUGCGGAGUUUGCUGCAGUGGAGGUAGAGACUGCUCAUUCAUUUUCCGGCUAUCCAGACCCAAAUAAUCACACAGAAAUUUAUAUUAAUUGCAACACUGUUUAGCCAAUAUCCUAGGCGUA
Myodes glareolus (Bank vole) is the source of this 1647-nucleotide messenger RNA. The record is from RefSeq and is a predicted model, not a curated record. NCBI's taxonomy places the organism in Eukaryota, Metazoa, Chordata, Mammalia, Rodentia, Cricetidae.